Spirometra erinaceieuropaei is the source of this 2667-nucleotide messenger RNA. The record is from the annotation of a GenBank genome assembly. Lineage: Eukaryota; Metazoa; Platyhelminthes; Cestoda; Diphyllobothriidea; Diphyllobothriidae.
AUGAGUGACGCUGACGAUCAGUACAAUUCAGAGAUGACGCUCGACUCUGAGUCAAUGCCUACCCCUGAAGGUGUAACAACCGCAGAGAUCACGGCAAUAAAGGGGACAGGACAGGUGAGUGGCCCGUCUUCAACAAAAUCCCCUGCGCCCACAAAGGGGCUAAAGAUGUUAAGGGUACACAUGCGAGGUAACGUGAAGCCCUGAAAAUGGUUACUGACUUAGAACGGGCUAAACAGGUUUGUAAAGCGCCCUUAAUUUUCAUCGAUCAAGGAGAAAGAAUAUAUUACAAAGUACAAAUUAUAUACUUGGAAGAAUGACAUUGGGAUACAGAGAAAUGUUAGAUGGCACAAACGGUGAUAAGCUACACUAAAGGCAUUAUCCGCCUGGAUGGGGAGGUGACGCUAACAUGGCUGCCAUAUAAUUUAUGGCGAUAGAGGCGCUUGGGGUUAUGGCAGGGCAGGGUCGUGGAAAGGGCCGACAUGGAAUGGGAUAAGCACUACGGCGAACGGCAAAAAAACUGCGGGAAGGAUGUUUGGCUCUUAUGUAGUAACAAGAUACCGGCUAUUUUUACCCAGACGCUGUUACAGCAUCUCCAUCGUGAAUCUAUGAUGAGAGAGAGAUUACCACAUUAAAACAACUCAGUUCAAUUCAAUGGGCGUUACACUCACAUCUAUCUACCAUCCCGGUGGUUAGUAUGACAAUGGAAAAAAAUUUGGCUGAGGGAUAUGUCCGAACGUAGUCUCUCACUUCCGAAAAACUACAUAGACCUUAUUGCUCUAAGCUCUGUCCUACCCCGAUCGCUUACCACAAUCCCUAAGACAGGACCUUUCUAUCAACCCCCGAAAUUUAUAGUGCGAAAGCUAUGCUGGGAAUGCCCGCAUUUCCACGAAGUGUCAGUCCCACUGAAGAGCACGUGUCUGCGCCUCCCACGCCCUAUGCCAUGAAACUGUUCUCCACUGCUUGGCACAUUGGCUGUGGCCACAGUGCUCCCGUCAGAUACGGUUGGUCCGUGACUACGAAAAACCGCUGGGUUCUUCUAAAACUUUCUCCAUAGGCGGAUAGGACAGAACAUUAGCCAACAUUAACGGGAUAGUAUAAAUGUACGCAGCUUUUCCGUGGCAUUGACUUGCAGGUUCUACUGCACUUUCUCGUACCCGAUCAUGUUCUCUUCCUCUGCAGUGUUGGUGUUGGGGACAACAGUCAAGUUCGCGUAUUCUUCAUGCGAUUUCUGAGUACCGAGCAGGGUCAUAACAAGCCUGACCUUACUAAACCCACUUUUCCACAUGAAAAGUAGCUCUUGUUUAGUGCACUUCCUCGAAAAGUGUACGAUCAGUGAAAUCUCAUCUUAAGUGUCACUCCGCGACAAGUGGUCUCAGUCGCCCCACAGCCUCACUUAAACUUAAAUACGCAGUAAGAUUCAACAUAGUGGUUUUGUGUGGAACCUUGGUUAGUUAGUUAUGAUGUUGUGUCUUUCCUUUCAUUCUUUUAUACUCCUAAUUCCACACCUAACAAUCCAAUGUCCGCGAUUACGAUGUCACAUAUUUUCAUCGUUAUCCGCGUCGGGAGACAGUCAUUCCAAGCUUUCUGUGCACUUUUAGUCAUUGAGCAGCUUGAUUUUGUAUUUGUAGACGCAAACAAUAAACCCUUUUGCACUGUUGUCUUAGUGCCUUAUGGAAGAUCAAGAAUAAAAUUUACUAUAUGCCAGGCCCCUGCCAAAUAAAAGGACUUAUUUUCUCACUCUUGCAUUUUCAUACUGUAUAGGCACUAUUGUUUGCGAAUGAGGCUUUGAUAAUGCAUUGUGCAGCUGACUCCGGACAUUCACUUGUUAAACCUGACAAUGCGAGGUUUGUUUUAAUUUGUUGCCUUUGCUCUGUGGGCGCGUGUCAGCGUGCGGCAGUCGGCAUGGCCUGUGCCUGGACGUCUGUUGGCUGUCCUUCCAGGGGUGGAUGUUCUUGUCUGUGGUUUGUCAACCCUGGAAGUCGACGUAGCAGACAGUGGUAAGUUCCGCUAUGAUGAUACACUUGCCCUCUAUGACUUUUGAUAUGUCUUCUUUUGAUGUCUGAGAUGAUGUUUUUUAAAUCGCGUCUUGCUUUUAGUUUCUAGUUCCACUGAGCUCCGGAGUGGUAAGUCUGUGAUUACAUUCUCUUGGCUGUCUUACUAUCCUGCUGAGCUUUGCUAUAUGAUGUUUACCUGGACCACCUCUAGGACUGUCUUUUCACCUCUGACAGUUCACUGCAGUCCGUCGACGUCGCGGAAAGUCGCCAAGCGCCUGCGCUGUGGUAGUCGACUGGAGGAUGGGAUAAUGGCCAUUUGUAAGUUUGUGAUGAUAAAUUUGCUGCUAUGAUUAUACUCCCCGUGUCUGCGGCUAAGGUAGUCAUUCGGAAAUUCCCUUUCAUAUUUACAGAAAAUUAUGCGUUCACGGGAGAACCUACGCACACCCCCCACGGCCGUAAUGAUUCGGGGAGAAUCGCUCUAGCGUUCUUCAUUCCGUACGUUGGAAUGAUUUUUACCCUCUUGCUUUCUUAUUUAGUGCUGAAGCCGUUUUAUGACCAUGUUCUAUGCUGUCCUAACUGUUUUGCAAUUCUAGGCGGUCGUGCUUUCGAAGGCGUCGGACCGGCUACUCCUUGCGAGUCCUCUGCUUGUACAAUCCCGGCAUCGUUUUUGUAA